Messenger RNA from Oreochromis aureus, 757 nucleotides. Its product is annotated as C-C motif chemokine 20-like. NCBI's taxonomy places the organism in Eukaryota, Metazoa, Chordata, Actinopteri, Cichliformes, Cichlidae. The transcript is spliced from 4 exons. Gene Ontology annotation, molecular function: CCR chemokine receptor binding; chemokine activity. Gene Ontology annotation, cellular component: extracellular region. The record is from RefSeq and is a predicted model, not a curated record. Bases 16 to 405 code for a protein of 129 amino acids. Gene Ontology annotation, biological process: immune response; cellular response to type II interferon; positive regulation of GTPase activity.
AGAGCUGAGGUAUAAAUGAAGCUGCUUAACAGUGCACCCCCUUUCACUCCACUUGAAGAUAGGCGAGACCACUUUAUCAUCAGAAUCACUGUUGUCAACGGAAACAAAGAUAUGGUGACAAUCAAGGCCAUGGUGAUAGUGAUCACACUCACUAUUUGUCUGACUGCAAACACUUCUGACGGUUAUCGUUACUGCUGUCGAAGGUAUAUGAUAGGCCGAUUACGAGAUUUUGAAAUCAAGGGGUACUCAGUCCAGACUAUUAAGGAGAUGUGUCCCAUCGAUGCCAUCAUUUUCCACACAAAGAAGGGGAAAGCAUGCACCAAUCCAGCUCUGAAGUGGGUGAUGGACGCUGUUGAUCGUUUAAGGACUAAAGCGCAGAAGGUCCACCAGAACAACUCACAGUAGCAGAAAUAGAGGAUCAUCUAAGCUGUUUAAGGAUGCCAGCAACAGCAAACUGUUUUCUAUGUGAGCUUUGCAGCCUGCAGCGUGCAGCCAGCAACCAGCAAUGCAUCACCAGUUUUAAAUCCAGUGAACUCCAGCUUGAAAAGCCUGCUGUAAAUGGCAAAUGUGUUGUUCAACAAUGCAUAUCUCAGCCUAGUUGUAAGAGCUUGUAUCAUAUUAUGUCUUUAUCCUCUUUGUAAAUAUUGUUUUUUGCUUUUGUACGUUUAUAAAAUAUUUUAUAAAAAGAGUCAUUUGUUUUAUUAAUGGUUUUGUAGUUUCAUCUAAUAAUUCAAAUAAAAUGAGUACCUGUUCCAAG